UUCAGUGGAAUUAACAGUAAUAUGAAUGAAAACCAAAACCCAGUCACGUACCCAUACUGGGCUUCUACAGAACAAAAUCGAGUUUACUUUUUAGGCUCUGGAAUUGGGGGAGAGAUUCUUGAAAGCAACACGAGCAUUAUCAUAGGUGCUGCGGCUAUCAAACUUGAGUACAACCUUAAGGAUGAUAUUGAUACCGACGGCUUGUCCGCAAUUUGGGAGGAUGAGUUUGUGAAGUUGUUGGAAAACUUUCAUUCAGAUACUGUUGAAGUAACACGUUACACGUCACAGUCACUGCAGCAGGAAUUGAAUAAAGCUAGUGGGGAGGUGUUUGGUACGUUUACCAUCGCUUUUACAUUGAUUAUAACCUUUUCUAUCUGGUCUUGUACUAAAUUGGACUGGGUCCAGAAUAAACCAUGGCUAGCGUGUCUUGGAGUGUUGUCCGCUGGAUUUGCUAUCCUCAGUACGUUUGGUAUCCUAGGCUUUUGUGGUGUUCCUUUCAUUGACAUUGUUGCAAGCACACCUAUUUUGAUUCUCAGUAUCGGCGUUGACGACAUGUUCAUAAUGAUAUGUGCUUGGCGUAGAACUAACGUUUGUUCCACUGUCGAAGAUCGAAUGGCCGAAACUCUCAGCGAAGCUGCAUUGUCUAUAACAAUAACAUCUCUCACUGAUGCCCUCGCUUUUGGCAUAGGAACAAUAACUUACUUUCCCUCUGUUCAGAUUUUCUGUAUUUUCACAGGAGUUGCAGUUCUCUUUGAUUAUUUCUAUCAGGUCACGUUUUUCGCCGCAGCUAUGGUACUGACGGGUCGUCGAGAAGACAAGAAUCGACACUGUGUAAGUUGCAAUGUAGUUCGGCCACUUGACGAAGCGCCAAGCCUAACCUACAAGAUAUUCUGCGCUGGUGGUCCAUCACAUAACCACCCUGAGUAUCAAUUACAGGAUUCUUCGCAUGCUCUGAUGCUGUUUUUUCGAGAUUAUUUUGCUCCAUUUGUUUGCCAUCCUAUUGUGAAAAUACUGACAAUCGUAGUUUAUAUUGUGUAUCUAGGAAUAUCCAUACUUGGUGUGACACGUCUUCAAGAGGGUUUAGAGCUAAGGAACAUUGCAUCUGACAAAUCGUACGUUGUCCCAUUUUAUGACUACGAAACUCAAUUUUUUAAGAGGUAUGGUCCGGCUGUUGCUGUUGUUUUCAACGAUGAACAUGAAUAUUGGAAACCCGCUGUACAAGAGGAGCUCGAUGAUAUCGUUGCACGAUUUGAAGGUUCUCAAUUCACACAUGGAGAUACAUUCACAACAUGGUGGCUUCGGGAUUAUCUCGACUACCUUGACGUAGUCGGGAAUAAUGAUCCAUCGAAAGAGGACUUCUUUAGAAUUCUUACUGAAGAAUUCUUACAAUUUGACAUUUACAAACAAUAUUCACUAGAUAUAAUCUUCAACGCAGAGGCUAACUCGAUUAAAACCUCGCGAUUUUAUGUUCUAACGCGUGAUAUAACAAAUUCUACAAGAGAAGCCGCCAUGAUGAAUAAUAUGCGAAAAUUAGCAGACGAUGCCGACGAGAAUAUAAUUGUCUUCCAUCCAUCGUUCAUAUUUAUCGACCAAUACGAGGCAGUUUUGCCAAACACUGUACAAAACCUGUGUAUAGCUCUAGGAUCUAUGCUCCUGGUGUCUUUGCUUCUAAUACCAAAGCCAAUUUGUGCCAUAUGGGUGGCACUGUCUAUCGCCUCAAUUGAAGUUGGUGUUGUUGGUCUGAUGUCUUUCUGGGGAGUUAAGCUUGAUUCGGUCUCUAUGAUAAACAUCAUACUCUGCGUCGGCUUCAGUGUAGAUUUUUCCGCCCAUAUGGCAUACGCAUUCUCCAUUGCUGAUGGUUCAACGAAUGAUGCCAGGGCUAGGGCAGCUUUUUAUGCACUUGGUAUGCCAAUUGCACAGGGCGCAUGCUCCACUAUCCUCGGCAUUAUGGUACUGGUUUCAUCUGACAUUUACAUAUUCCGCACCUUUUUUAAGACUAUUUUUCUCGUCAUCACUUUAGGGUUGGCCCAUGGCCUGUUCAUAUUGCCUGUCCUGUUAAUGUUAUUUAGUCAGACUCCGUGUAGCGGUUCUGAUGCUAUCCCACAGGUUGUACCAAUUAGUUGUAGACCUUUACGGGCAGAUGUGUUACGGACAGAUGGACUUUCGCCAACUUUGUCUCAGAGAAAUGCAAUGGAAAUGAAUUCCAAAGGAGAAAUGAAUGAGUUAUUAGUAGUAGGAAAUGCUGGAGAAUCAACAACAAAAAUUACGCUUGACGACGGUAAACUCAAUCCAACGUUUAAAAAGGAUUGAACAUAUUAAAAUGAUAAUUAUUUGUGGUGUAACUUAUAAAUAAUUGUUCUUCUUGCGACGAAUACGCCACGAGACAUUUUUCAACUUCGGCACAGUUCCACCACGUGUUCACGAUAACAUCGGUGCUCGA
This is a messenger RNA of Anneissia japonica, 2440 nucleotides long. Its product is annotated as patched domain-containing protein 3-like. Bases 22 to 2310 code for a protein of 762 amino acids. Gene Ontology annotation, cellular component: membrane. The transcript is spliced from 2 exons. The record is from RefSeq and is a predicted model, not a curated record. NCBI's taxonomy places the organism in Eukaryota, Metazoa, Echinodermata, Crinoidea, Comatulida, Comatulidae.